GCCGCGGCGAGUGCUUCGUCACCAAGGGAAAGCAAGAAGAGUACUCGUAGCCUUGCCCGCCGCAUAAAACCAACGCCACGCAGCAAACGAGCAGGAGAGGCCUCCAAUCGAAUUCGGGAAAAAUACCAAAAUCGCACCGCAACAAAUCCCCAUCCCCUCGCGCGGCCCGGGCACCAACCCUCACUCGCCACUCCAAUCUCGCCACCGCCGUCGUCCUCGCGGCCAUGACGGCAGAGGCGCUCUCGCCGCCGCCGGAGCCGCGGCAGCUGACGCUGGCGGACCUCAGGGCGGUGUCCGUCCUCGGCCGCGGCGCCAAGGGCGUCGUGUUCCACGUCGUGCCCGGGGAGGGCGGCGACGAGGACAGCGGUGGCACCGCCAUGGCGCUCAAGGCGGUGUCGCGCGAGGCGGCGCGCCACAAGAAGGCCGGCAGCGGCGGCGGGGACGGGCACCGCCGGAUCUGGUUCGAGCGCGACGUGCUCCUCGCCCUGCGCCACCCGCUCCUCCCCGCCCUCCGCGGCGUCCUCGCCACCGACGCCGUCGUCGGCUUCGCCAUCGACCGCUGCGGCGGCGGCGACCUCAACUCCCUCCGACGGCGCCAGACCGAGAAGAUGUUCUCCGAUUCCGUCAUACGGUUCUACGCGGCGGAGCUGGUCCUAGCGCUGGAGUACCUGCACAGCAUCGGGAUCGUGUACCGGGACCUGAAGCCGGAGAACGUGAUGAUCCAGGACAGCGGCCACAUCAUGCUCGUCGACUUCGACCUCUCCACGCGGCUCCCCAUCGCGCCGCCGGAGCCGGAACCCUCCGCCGCCCCCAAACCGUCACCCAUCCCCACCACCCCGUCGCUCACCCGCAAGAGGUCCCCCGCCGCCAUGUGCUUCCGGUUCCGCUCGGCCAGCACCAGCGCCAAAACCAAAACCAAAACCAACCCGGCCGCGCCGACGGACUCGCCGCCGUCGCCGCCGUCGACCUCGCGGACGGCCUCCACCUCCUCAUCAACCUCCUCCACGACCUCCUCCUCCACGACCACCACCGCCUCGCGCACCCCCGCGGCCAAGUCCAACUCCUUCGUCGGCACGGAGGACUACGUGGCCCCGGAGAUCAUCGCCGGCAGCGGCCACGACUUCAUCGUCGACUGGUGGGGGCUCGGCGUGGUGCUCUACGAGAUGCUCUACGGCCGCACGCCCUUCCGGGGCCAGAACCGCAAGGAGACCUUCUACCGCGUGCUCACCAAGCAGCCGGAGCUCGUCGGCGAGAAGACGGACCUGCGGGACCUCAUCGCGCGCCUCCUCGAGAAGGACCCGGCCAAGCGCAUCGGCGCGCGCGGGAUCAAGGCACACGCCUUCUUCCGCGGCGUCGACUGGGACCGCAUCCUCCGCGUCGCCCGCCCGCCCUACAUCCCCGACCCGGCGUCCCGUGACGACGAGGGGGAGGACGGCGAGGUGCUCGACGUCGAGAAGGUCGUGCGCGAGACGUUCGCGGCCAAGGACGGCGAGGCCGCCGCGGCGGCGGUUGAUGACGAGAAGAAGGCUUCCCCUGACGUGGGCGUCACGGGCGGCGACGGUGAGCGGAGGGUGGAUCCGUCAAAAGAUGGCGAUUUCUCCGUGUUUUUCUGAGCUGUUGAUAUUUCUCUCUACUACUACAGUAGCAUUUUCUUAGGCAAUUUUAAUUAUUUGUUAAUAUAUUUAUCCUCGUAGAAAAUUCUAUAGUAUUAGUAGACGGAUGAGUACAUAAUUAAUGACGUGCUCAUGUGUUCUUUGCUGGAUACUUUGCCCCGUGAUCAGGGGAUUAUCCAAGCAAGUAUAUGAACCGUAAUAAUGAAUGAAUAAUGAACGGUCAAACGGUAUAUUGGCUA
Lolium perenne is the source of this 1852-nucleotide messenger RNA. Its product is annotated as serine/threonine-protein kinase OXI1. Gene Ontology annotation, biological process: protein phosphorylation. The record is from RefSeq and is a predicted model, not a curated record. Gene Ontology annotation, molecular function: ATP binding; protein serine/threonine kinase activity. Lineage: Eukaryota; Viridiplantae; Streptophyta; Magnoliopsida; Poales; Poaceae.